AGCAGCACUGCUCUUGUUUCAGGAAGAAGUUGGCGCCCAUAGCGUUGGGUCUCGUUAGCUUACCAUGCAGCUUUUUCCGCUAUAAAACCUUUGAAUACUGUUACAAUUAAACAUUUCCAAAAUGAAUGACAUGGAAUUCAGUGUUCCCUUAUCUUCACUGGCACUCCUCGUUCCUCCUCUACGCCUGAUGUCAGCAGUGAUGUGGGAAGUAGUUCGCCAGAGGAACAUAAAGCACUAUGGGAAACUGGAAGAGUUUGUGUCCAUGGUAACAGAUGCAGUUCCUGAACUGAUGAGUAAAAGAGAGGGCAGACUCCUUUCACUGGGUCUGAGAGCAAGAACAACUUUGGAACUGUUACGCUCUGAGCACCCUGAAGAUCUCAAAGCAGUUGAAAUCCACCUCACCAGAAUCCGUUCAUCUUGCAUAGAGGAGACCAAUGACCCUGUAAUUGAAGCUCCUGAAGCAAAUUUUAUGAAGUUGGUACAAGGCCUCAUUGAAGACACUGAUGGCAGAGAACAUUUCCUCAAGAAUGUGUUUCCUGUGGAGUAUGGCCCUGAUUUUGACACGGCAUUGGAGACUCUAGUUUGUGAAUUCUUCACCAGACUCGAGGAGCUGCUGCCAAUACCAGAUUUCAAACAGACUGCAUCCUGGAUCAGUGCUGCCCCUUCUGUCUUGGAAGAGUACAUGCAGUGUGUUUCAAAUGGAGAAGAUCUGAAAUUUCUUCUCCAGAGCAAACAGUGCCAUGGAAAGCUAGUUAAGAGUGGAGUUGCUCCAUUUCAGUCAGACGAUCUCCUCAUUCCCUCACUGUCUCUUCCUCCCUCGCUGGAAGUGGCUAUUGCUUCUCACCCAAGCGCUUGUGAUGAUGAAAAUGGUGACGUUCCUCAGAUUGUUAUGUUUGAUGAAGAACUGUCAACAAACCCUUCCACUUCGGCUGACUUUCCCGAAUCUCCUAAAGAAGACGAUGUCUCCUGUCCACUCCCGAGACAACAGCUAACGUUGCAUAAAUGCCCCGAGUGUGGCAAAUGUUUCAAACAUCAUUCUGUCCUCAUUGAACAUCAGAGAGUUCACAGCGGGCUGCAGCCUUACAACUGCUCCGAGUGCGGCAGAGCAUUCCGAACAGCCACUCUGCUGGCCGGUCACAGGCUGCGAAAAUGCAAAAAUGCUGCAUAUCUGUGCAUUAAAUGUGGGAACAGUUUUCCAACAUCACUGGACAAAUUUAGACACCACUGUCCUAAGCGGGGCCGCAACUAUGACUGUGCACACUGCGGAAAGACUUUUCAAAAGUCCAGUACUCUGAAGGAGCACCUGCUAACGCACGUCCAAAGUCGACUUUUCAAGUGUAGCCACUGCGGAGAAGGUUUUCCAGGAAUUGGAGAACUGAAAUACCACCAGCAGGUUGAUCACGAUAAGCCCUAUUUGUGUAAGCAGUGUGGAAAGAGCUUUAUCACCUCUAAAUGUUUGGCCAAGCAUCAACAGCGACACGAAGAUGGCAGAGAAAUGGACACUACCAAAUUAAUGAGCAGAAGUAAACAUCGAAAAAGUGGAAAUGCUUAUCGGAGUCCGUCGUCAUCUCUGUCUUCCAGGAGAGUAAACCUCAAAGGUGUCUACCUGCGUGGACGAGUCACACAUAACUGUCCGCUGUGUGGGAGGAGCUUCAAGUAUCGUUUUGAAUUUCUUGAACACCAGCGGUUUCACACUGCCGUGAAGCCUUACAAAUGCUCUCAGUGCGGCAAGGCCUUCCGAACAGAGGCGCACCUGUCCGGCCACAGGAAAAGAAAGUGCAAAAAUGCUGCUCAUAUUUGCACUAAGUGCGGCUGUCAGUUCAGGUCGCUGCACGAGCGGGUCAGACACCAGUGUGUGCAACUGCUGACAAAAUACGAGUGUUCUCAUUGUGGGAAAACCUUCAAGAUGGCUCACCUGCUGAGGAACCACCAGAUGAGUGAACAUCAGCUCCCGUACAGCCCAAACCAUCGCUUCAGGUGUCGAUACUGUGACGAGACCUUCCCAGGGAUCAGCGAGCUGAAGUACCACCAGAGAGUCGACCACGAGAAACCCUAUCAGUGCCAGGAAUGCGGCAAGUGUUUCCUGUCUGAAAAAUGCCUGUCCAAUCACGAGCAGCGCCACAACAACGACAGACCCGAAAGCUGCCCGAUCUGCGGCCGAGGCUUCAGAAACCGCUACGACUUGAAGCAGCACAUGCGCACUCACACAGGAGAGCGGCCUUACCAGUGCACGCACUGUUCCCAGUGCUUCUCGACAGCGGGAGGGUUGAGGAGUCACACCAGGGUGCACACGGGCGAGAAGCCGCACGUUUGCCCAGAUUGCGGUAAAGCAUUCUCGCAGAUGGGCGCGAUGCGCACCCACAGGCUCACCCACACAGGAGAGCGGCCGUUCAAGUGCACGGUGUGCGGCAAAGGCUUCACAAUGGCACACAAAGUGACAGUGCACAUGCGCGUUCACACAGGAGAGCGACCGUACGUGUGCUCGCAGUGUGGCAAAGCCUUCUCUGACGGAAGCGUGCUGAAGCAGCACAUGCUGAACCACUCUGGGGUGAGACCGUACCACUGCCAGAUCUGCCCCAAGACUUACACUUGUCUGAACCACCUCAGGCGGCACCUGAAGAGCCACACGAGCAUGAACUGAAUCCGAUCUGAAAACAGACCAGAAUCAGAAACACUGAAGCUUUCUGUUCAGCAGCGCGUCUGAUGAGCGGAUGCUGACAUUACAGCAGACCAGUCAGAAAGAUACAAUGAAGCAGGGGGGUUAUGUAUGUUACUGUUACAGCUGAGGUGAAAAUCACCUCCUCAUAAAGUUCAUGUUUUCACUGCAGGUAUUUCAUUACGUUUCUUUGUACCUUUUCAAGUCUCCACAGUUUGCCCGUUCUUAUUCUCCAAUCACGCUGCACUCAGUUACUUUAUUCAAAGUGCAUCACUUCCUUCUGUUCAAACAGGUUUGGAUGGUAUUGUGGAUAUUAUUUCAACAACAUUGCACAAGAAGUGCUAAAACUAUAUUUUUGGAAAGGCAUCAACGUUAUAGGUGAAAUCUUGCCAGUUGGGUUUUCUGUAAAUAUCUUGAAAGACAAAUAUGAGAAUGGAGGUUUGAAGUCCUGAAGCAUUCUGUUCAACAUAACUUUGACCAUGUUAGGCCACUUGUUCCACUCUUGAGUUUUAAAUUAAAAUUUCCUCAUUAUG
Thalassophryne amazonica is the source of this 3189-nucleotide messenger RNA. RefSeq names its product zinc finger protein 345-like. Gene Ontology annotation, biological process: regulation of transcription by RNA polymerase II. Lineage: Eukaryota; Metazoa; Chordata; Actinopteri; Batrachoidiformes; Batrachoididae. The coding region runs from base 122 to 2641 and encodes 839 amino acids. The record is from RefSeq and is a predicted model, not a curated record. Gene Ontology annotation, molecular function: DNA-binding transcription factor activity; RNA polymerase II cis-regulatory region sequence-specific DNA binding. The transcript has 7 exons.